Ambispora gerdemannii is the source of this 1800-nucleotide messenger RNA. Lineage: Eukaryota; Fungi; Glomeromycota; Glomeromycetes; Archaeosporales; Ambisporaceae. The record is from the annotation of a GenBank genome assembly.
AUGCAUGAGAUUCAAGUUACAGAGAAAAAGGCAGUAAUAGAGAAGGAAGAUGAGGACGAGGACCCUGUCAAAGAAUAUAGCACGCAGCAGCGCAAUGCUUUACCUGGGGAGCCAAAUUGCGUGGUAUGUGGCCGAUACGGAGAAUAUAUUUGCGAUGAAACAGAUCACGAUGUCUGUAGCAUUGAGUGCAAAAACUUAGAUAUUGAACUCUCAAAAAUCACACCAGCAGUAGCGGCACCAGAUAACGCGCCGAUUGAACAAACAACAACAGUCCAGACACCUGUUCCACGACUACCUCCACUUCAAAAUCCAACUUCCGAUCUUUUACACGUAAAAUUAACUGGUUAUUUCCCACACCCAGAGAUAAGUUGUAUGACAGAAUCACAACUAUUCUCGAUCCUUUCUACAAAUCAAAUCAAUUGUUUGGGAAAACACAUUCCCAGACCCAUUCUAAAUUUCGCACAUUGUCGACUACCUGAAACAAUUUAUAAAAAUUUACAGCAGAUUGAAAUUCACAAACCAACGCCAAUUCAAAUGGAAGUAAUUCCUGCAGGAUUGGAGGGUCGUGAUGUUCUGGCAAGCGCUGCAACAGGCUCAGGGAAAACCGCUAGCUUUCUAAUUCCGAUCAUUGUACACGUGUUUGCAUUAUCACAAUAUUAUAAAAAUGUUGACAAUAGCAAUGGAGGACCUUACGCAUUAAUUAUGGCUCCGAACAGAGAAUUAUGUGCGCAGAUUGAGCAGCAUACAAAAUCUUUAAUUCAAGGAUUGCCUAAUAUGAAAACUGUUUUAUUAGUAGGUGGACACCCAAUUCCAAAUCAGAUCCAUCGUCUUCAGCAGCGAAUUCAAAUUGCAAUUGCGACACCUGGACGAUUUCUUGAUAUUUAUAACCAGUGCGAAGAAACCUAUAAUUUUUUUACAAAUAUUCAUAUUUUAGUGUUGGAUGAAGUUGAUAUGAUGUUUAAAAUGGGAUUUGAGACGCAAUUAAUGAAAAUAUUGGAAAAUUUACAAAUUCCUUUGGGGUUGUCGCAUCGACAAACUUUAAUGUUCUCGGCUACUAUUCCAAAAAAUAUCGAAUCAAUUGCCUCGAGUAUUUUACGAGACCCUAUUAAAAUUCUGAUUGGUGGUGGUAAUAAAUUGGAUGAACCUGUGAAAACAUUCAAAAACUUGAGUGGUAACAAUAUUGUAAUCGCUAAUAACUAUCAUGAAAUGAUGAACACGAAUAGUACUACACUAAACAUCAUGAACAAUAGUAACCCAAUUCUCUCAGUGAAACAGACAAUUCUUUGGGUCGAGAACAAAUCCAAAAAGAAACAAUUAUUCUCAAUAUUGAAUGAUCCAAAAUACUAUGAUCCUCCUAUAGUAAUAUUUGUCGAGUCUAAGCUCGGCGCAGAUUUGCUAUCAAAAGCGAUUGAGAAAAAAUGGCCAGGAACACGAAUUGCAAGUAUUCAUGGAGAUAAAACACAAGAAGAACGAACGCAAGUACUACAAGCUUUUUUGGCGGGUGAAUAUGAUAUUAUAGUUGCGACUGGGGUAUUAAGUCGCGGAUUGAAUCUAACAAAUGUUCGGAUGGUGGUGCUGUUUGAUAUGGCAUUCUCAGUUGAUGAAUAUAUUCAUCAGGUUGGAAGAGCCGCUAACAAGGGAAGUCAAGGAUGGGCAAUUACUUUUAUCAAUGAGGAUCAUAAAAAAUUAUUUAAAGAGUUUGUGAAAAUGUUAAAGAAUCAACCGCUUGGCAAAGUUACUCCACUCCCUUCAAAAUUACUAAGUCAUGGAUGUACCCUCUACGGAAAUAGUGAUAGAUAG